Molecule: messenger RNA, 1572 nt
Organism: Emys orbicularis (European pond turtle)
Lineage: Eukaryota; Metazoa; Chordata; Testudines; Emydidae
Gene: KCNG2
Product: potassium voltage-gated channel modifier subfamily G member 2
Exons: 2
Coding region: 1-1572 (523 amino acids)
Biological process (GO): potassium ion transmembrane transport; protein homooligomerization
Cellular component (GO): membrane; voltage-gated potassium channel complex
Molecular function (GO): protein binding; voltage-gated potassium channel activity
Source: RefSeq, a predicted model, not a curated record
AUGUAUCAGGAAAUGGCAUUGCUCACUGGGAAUGCAGAUCCCAAGUUCACUUCGUAUUCCUACAACAAUUUGGAAAACCUGUGCGAGGUGCAGACCAAGAAAGGGUUCUUCUACAAAAAAGCCAAGCUUCUUCACCCUGGGGAAGACUUGUGCUGCUUGGCCCAUCUAGAGGACCGAACCAGGCAUGUGAUCAUCAAUGUAGGUGGCAUUAAAUACAGGAUUCCAUGGACCACACUGGAGAACUGCCCUUUGACCAGGCUUGGAAAACUAAAAUCUUGUAACAACUAUGAUGAGAUCAUGGACAUCUGUGAUGAUUAUGAUGUCAGCUGCAAUGAGUUUUUUUUCGACCGUAACCCUUGUGCCUUCAGGACCAUCAUGACUUUCCUGACAGCUGGGAAGCUGAGGCUUCUAAGGGAGAUGUGUGCCCUCUCUUUCCAAGAGGAGCUGGUGUAUUGGGGGAUAGAAGAGGAACACCUGGAGUGGUGCUGUAAGAAAAGAUUACGACAGAAGGAGGAGGAGGCAGCCGAGGCCACGCUGUAUGAGAGGGAGAUGAUGGUUAAUGAAACUCCGCAAUGUGCCUUCCAGGACAAUAGCCGUUUGGGUUUGUGUAUGAGAAAGCUCAGGGAUAUGGUGGAGAACCCUCACUCAGGGAUCCCAGGAAAGAUCUUUGCUUGUAUAUCAGUCUCCUUUGUGGCCAUCACUGCAGUGAGUCUCUGUAUCAGCACCAUGCCAGAUCUCCGAGAAGAGGAAGAGCGGGGUGAAUGUUCUCAGAAGUGCUACGACAUCUUUGUGUUGGAGACCGUUUGCGUUGCUUGGUUUUCCUUUGAGUUCCUCCUGCGCUCCAUUCAGGCAGAAAGCAAGUGCGCCUUCCUGAAGACCCCCCUCAACAUCAUCGACAUCUUAGCCAUCUUGCCUUUCUACAUCUCUCUGAUAGUGGAUAUGGUCUCCGCCAAAAACAGCAACAGGAAGCCUGGCAGUGGAGCAGGAAACAAGUACUUGGAGCGAGUGGGCCUGGUUCUACGCUUCUUGCGGGCUCUCCGCAUCCUGUAUGUCAUGAGGCUGGCACGCCAUUCACUGGGACUGCAGACACUCGGACUCACUGUGCGCCGCUGCACCAGGGAAUUUGGACUCCUCCUCCUCUUCCUUUGUGUUGCCAUGGCGCUCUUUUCUCCACUGGUUUAUUUGGCAGAGAGCGAACUGGGAGCCAAGCAAGAAUUCACUAGCGUUCCCACCAGCUAUUGGUGGGCUGUAAUCUCCAUGACAACUGUAGGCUAUGGAGACAUGGUACCUCGGAGCAUCCCGGGACAGGUAGUAGCCCUGAGCAGUAUCUUGAGUGGUAUUUUGCUGAUGGCUUUUCCGGUCACUUCCAUCUUUCACACUUUUUCCCGCUCCUACACAGAGCUAAAGGAACAGCAGCAGCGAGAUGCAAGCAGACAGUUGCACCAGCUAGAGGAAACCACCAGAUCCCCAAAUGGUGACAGUUCUCAGGGACUGGGUACCUCCUCCCCACUAGACGCAGCUGGGGCGUGGCGUCAGCCAGCAGUGACCCAGGAAGACAAGAGGAGGUGUUGA